AGCAGAAGAGUAGGUGUCGAGGUUUGCAAAAUGAAAGGCUACAGUCCAUCGGUUGUUAUGGGCCAAAGUCAGUGUCAGCCUACAUUACCACUAGGCCUGUACGACACACUAUUCAGUUGGAAAAGAAGUGUUUGUUUUAUUGGCCCACGGAAAGGUGCCCUAUAACAUUGUCUCUUAACACCUUCUAGAAAGUUGCUCAUGUUACAAACCAAAACUAAUGUUCGGAAAAUGCUCGGUUUAAUGUUCUAACAAACCGUUAUGUCCAACGCAAGGAAAGUGGCAAAAUAUUUGAAGCUUUCUGCUUGCCUGCAGAUGGGCCGUGGGAUUAGAAUUGACAUGCUAAAUGCAAACCAAGGUUCGGAUUCUGCUGCGCAUGCGUGCGGUCUCCGUGCAUCAAUGUUGUAUAUGAGCGUGAGGGGAUAGGAGACCGAGGCUGUUUUUUCUACAGCCUCAGAAAUGGAUGGAACUGAGAUGAAUCGGAGGAACUGCGCAAAGCAGGAACCUGACGUUCAGAAGAUGGAUAAAAGUUCGGAAAGAGUCACACUCAAGAAGGAAAUUGGACUUCUAAGUGCUUGCGCUAUUAUAAUUGGCAACAUCAUCGGCUCCGGAAUCUUCAUCUCUCCCAAGGGGGUGCUGGAGCACGCUGGCUCUGUGGGCCUCUCCCUCGUGGUGUGGGUGUUAGGGGGCGGCAUCUGUGCCCUGGGAUCCCUGUGCUACGCCGAACUGGGGGUCACGAUCCCCAAGUCAGGGGGGGACUACUCCUAUGUGACGGAGAUCUUCGGAGGCCUGGUUGGCUUCCUACUGCUCUGGAGUGCGGUUCUCAUUAUGUAUCCCACCACCCUGGCUGUCAUCGCCCUCACGUUCUCCAACUACGUUCUCCAACCCGUCUUCCAGAAUUGUAUACCUCCCUUCCUUGCUACCAGGUUGUUAUCGACCAUAUGCAUAUUGUUCCUGACCUGGGUUAACUGUUCCAGCGUGCGCUGGGCCACCAGGAUCCAGGAUUUCUUCACCGUUGGCAAGCUGCUUGCCCUUGGCCUUAUCAUCGUGGUGGGCCUCGUCCAAAUCUGCCGAGGACACUACGACGCCCUGCGGCCCAGCGUGGCGUUUGAGUUCACGCGGGAGCCGUCGGUGGGACAGAUCGCCCUGGCCUUCCUCCAGGCCUCCUUCGCCUUCAGCGGCUGGAACUUCCUCAACUACGUCACAGAGGAGGUGGUGGAGCCGCGCAAGAACCUUCCUCGCGCCAUCUACAUCUCCAUCCCCCUGGUGACCCUGGUGUACACCCUCACCAACAUCGCCUACUUCUCCUCCAUGACCCCCGAGGAGCUCCUGGCCUCCAACGCUGUUGCCGUGACCUUCGGGGAGAAGCUUCUGGGCAUGUUCUCCUGGAUCAUGCCCAUCUCUGUGGCUCUGUCCACGUUUGGAGGCAUCAACGGCUACCUGUUCACCUCUUCCAGGCUGUGUUUCUCGGGAGCCAGGGAGGGACACCUGCCCUACCUACUGGCUAUGAUUCACCUGAAGAACUGCACCCCUAUCCCUGCCCUGCUGGUCUGUUGCAUUGCCACCAUCUUGAUCCUGUGCAUUGGUGAGACUCACAACCUUAUCAAUUACGUGUCGUUUAUCAACUACCUCUCCUACGGAGUUACCAUCGCAGGACUCAUGUACUAUCGCUGGAAGAAACCCAACCUUUUCAGGCCCAUCAAGGUGAACAUCCUGGUGCCUGUGAGCUACAUGGUGUUCUGGGCCGUGCUGUUGUGUUUCAGCCUGUACUCCGAGCCGGUGGUGUGCGGGCUGGGGAUGGUCAUCAUGCUUACGGGGGUGCCCGUGUACUUCCUGGGUGUGCAGUGGCAGAACAAGCCCCAGUGGGUCUACAGAGUUGUGGAGACUGUCACCUACGUUGGCCAGAAGUUGUGCUUUGUGGUGUUUCCUCAAGAUGACCCGUCAGAGUUGGCGCCGCUAACCGAACACAUCGACAAAUAGGACGUGUGCGUGCAUCUUCUCCAGUCUACCCUCAACUCAAUUUUUUGUUCGACUUUUGAAUACUGAGGAGAUGGAUUUCCCUUGAAAACGGCUUCCAACGCUUUUGAAUGGCAGAUAGGGUGGGGGAAGGAAAUUGUACCCAUCAUGCUCUGCUCUGCUGAGGCCCCCCCCAUCCAAGGGACUGUGUGUGUGUGUCGGUGUAUGUAUGUUUGUGUGUGUAUGGGGGAGGGGAGACAUCAAGCUAUUCAGGCAUAUUCCAGUUAGUUUUAUUAUUUUUGCACCCCCCCUCCCCAACCCUCUCCUUUGCUCACUGGCCAACGCCACCACGCCUCCUUAUCCUAAUCUGCCGCAUGAACUGAUGAACUCUGAUAUGCAUUCACAGCUUCUCUUCUAAUAGUUCUAUGGUGCUUUAUAUAGGGGCUGAGAGUUGGGUGGGUUUUUUGUAUUCCUUCGUCUUGUUUGCUAGGUCUUUAAAUGGGCGUGACUUUUUCCUGUGCUCGAGUCGCCGACGACGUUAGAUUUCCUUAUCUUAGAUCUUAUCUUCCUUAGAUUCCAAUUCCUAAUAUUCCAAGACUGUACUUCCACUAACAUGCAUGUCAUGUGUAAACACGAAUGAGUGUCAAACUCUCUCUCCCCCCUCUCUCCUCCUCUCUCUCUCUCCCUCUCCCUCUCUACCCCCUCUCUCUCUAUCUCUCUCUCUUGUUCUCUCUGGGGAUAAACUUCCUCCUGAAGGAGACAGGUGCUUCGGUAAAACCGAAAAGCAUUCAGUAGACAACGAAACCAAACAGACUCUUAUUCACUUCUGUUAGUAGACAAUAUGAAACAUUAACCUCACUUCUGUUCUGAUAAACAAUGCCAAGUACAUCAUAUCAUCAAUGUCAUUGACGCACAAGUGCAAUGUCUACAACGACAGAAAUCUCUCUCGAGUUUGACGUCAGUCUAUGCAAACAGUUGGGUUUGCCAGAUUUGAGCCUUUUAACUUUUCUUUCCCUGCCAGAUCAUGAAGGGGAAUGAAUUGUUUGCACUACAGGCUUCUGCAGUUUGCUGACGUUGAAGGCCCUGUCAUAAAACAACCACAGUACUUGAUAUAUAUAUAUAUGAGGAAUGCAUAGGAGUACACUUUAAAGCAUAGUUUUUCCCAUAUCAAAGAGAGUAAAGAAGAGGAACUAAAACUGUUGUUUCAAGAUAGUGCAUAUACUUACCUAUGCAGUUAAAAAGAGUGGAUUUCAGCCCAGCUAGCUAGUAUUGCUAAACAGUAGUGUAAGACAUUGUGGGACAGGGUCGCUCAUGUGACUCGUCUUGAAAUUGCCUCUCUUCCUUGUCUUUUCUUCUUGAGGAUUGAUACGAAUAAGAAAUGGGUUGAUUUAAAUCUGAUCCGUUUGACUGUGUAGUGAGCUAGUAUAAUUAGGAUCAGAUGUUAUCAAGUACAAGAGACAAACUUAUUUGAAUCCCUAUCAACACCUGUGUCAAAGGUGCUUGACCAAUGAGGGACUGGUAUUAGCAUAGGCAAUUUACUUUAACAAUACUGGACUUCCACAUCACACACUUUACGAGGAUAUCACAUUUUCACUUUAUUGACCACUAAACUCAUUGGAAUAAUAACAUUAGUAGUAGUAGUAAUGUUUAUGUAUGCCAGUUUUAUUUUAGUAUUUUUUUUUAAGGCUUGCUUGAAAAGAAUGCUGGCCAUUUUUUGGUCUCAUAAGAUUCACUCAACUCAGAUGUUUACUUUGCAUGUAGUGGAGAUAGCCAGAGUUCUAAAGCUUUCCACUCCACACAUACUAAUACUGUUACCAUGUCAAUAACUUCUCAUGUCCGUUUUCCUGCCUCUCCGCAGUGAGGUUCAUUGUUAACUCAACAAUGUAAAUACGGUCUAAAGUUGUAAGGAAAAAAAAUGUCAGGGGUUUACCGUGAAAUGGCAUUCCUGACGCAUUGUAAAACGUAAACAUGCAGUUCGCUGUACUCUUUUGGUGCACUUAUGUUUUGUAAAAUAUUUUUGAAGAUGUAUAAGGUUAACAAUAAUAGCUUAUUAAAUAUAAUUCAUAAAAACAA
Molecule: messenger RNA, 4026 nt
Organism: Osmerus eperlanus (European smelt)
Lineage: Eukaryota; Metazoa; Chordata; Actinopteri; Osmeriformes; Osmeridae
Gene: slc7a10a
Product: solute carrier family 7 member 10a
Exons: 11
Coding region: 457-1977 (506 amino acids)
Biological process (GO): amino acid transmembrane transport; D-alanine transmembrane transport; D-serine transmembrane transport
Cellular component (GO): membrane
Molecular function (GO): neutral L-amino acid transmembrane transporter activity; L-amino acid transmembrane transporter activity
Source: RefSeq, a predicted model, not a curated record